This is a messenger RNA of Fusarium keratoplasticum, 2127 nucleotides long. Its product is annotated as Zn(2)-C6 fungal-type domain-containing protein. Gene Ontology annotation, cellular component: nucleus. Bases 1 to 2127 code for a protein of 708 amino acids. The transcript is spliced from 3 exons. The record is from RefSeq and is a predicted model, not a curated record. Gene Ontology annotation, biological process: positive regulation of transcription from RNA polymerase II promoter by galactose; DNA-templated transcription. Gene Ontology annotation, molecular function: DNA-binding transcription factor activity, RNA polymerase II-specific; zinc ion binding; RNA polymerase II cis-regulatory region sequence-specific DNA binding. NCBI's taxonomy places the organism in Eukaryota, Fungi, Ascomycota, Sordariomycetes, Hypocreales, Nectriaceae.
AUGGACGUCGAUGCUGCGGAACAAGAGCCAGGGCGGUACAUCCGCAGCCGCAUCGCCAAUGCCUGCGAUGGCUGCAAGGCAAGAAAAGUUAAAUGCGAUGGCAAAUUGCCCUGCGGUUACUGUUCUCGGCGGCAGAGGCCUCAUACCUGUCACUACUCGCCUCAGCGACGACGUCGCAAUGGCCAAUCAUUGGCAUCCCUGACAUCUCCUCCAGCCUCUGAGAGAGAUGCCCGUGCUCAUUCUACAAGGAAUACCACUCCAUCAACACCGGCAGAUGCAGAGCUCACGAGGCCGGUAUCGGCACAACCCCAAGGGAUGGACGCUGAGGACGAGACUGAAGUGCCGAGAGAAGCGCGACUAGUUUGCGAUGCCCAAGGAAAACUCAUCUUUGUGGGAGACUGUGCCCCUCUCUCCUUUUUUCAGUCUGUCCGACAGCUUGUCACCACCAGAGUUGGCCAGAAUGCCUUUGCUCCUCAGACAAGCCGUUACUCUGUGCUCGAGAACGCGCCUGCACAUCAGUCUCGCCGAGUACCUGGCGAUAACCGCCUUCCGAGCAUCAAUCCCGAUGAUAUACCCUCGGCAGUGUCGACAUAUUUGUCUGUUGCCACGGGGCUCGUGGAUCUGUUUGACAAUCGUCGAUUAGUAGAGGACCUCAUGCUGUGGGCGAAUCUCGACCAAAAACCUGACGAUGCGACUACAGUUGUAAAUCUUCUAGUGCUGGCCAUUGGAAGACAGAUGGACAACGAAGAGCUCGCACAGGACUACUUUGAGUACGCCCGUGACAAGGCAUACGCAAAUCUGAGUGGCAAUCUCAGUGUGACCAGCAUCCAGAUCUUCACCCUUAUUACGUUGUACAUGCUCUGUUCGUGUCAGAUCAACGGAGCUUUCCUGUUCUUCGGCAUCGCAGUACGAGCAGCCUACUCAGUUGGGAUUCACAGAACCGAAGUCAAUGCACGAUUUGGGCCUGAUAUUCACAGGCAACGAGAUCGUCUUUGGAAGAGUUUACGAGUCGUGGAUCUCUUCUUGAGCACCUCGAUGGGACGGCCGCCUGCAACCUCAGAUGUUGAUUGUACCGUGCCCUAUCAAAAUCCAAACGAAGGCGCAAACGAAGCCCCGGAUCUCCUUAACGCGUCUGUUCAGAUAUUUCUCGUUCUCGAGGGAGUAGUAACAGAAAUCUACUCCAGGCGGAAGAUAUCUCUACAACUUACCGAAGGAAUAUCACUCCAGCUGCGAGAUUGGUCGUCUCGGUGGCUGAAGCAACUGAAAGAUAUCAUCGCAAAUCCUGAAGCCCAGGACAGAGCCCAAGCCAGCGGUGCAUGUCAGGUCUUGUCGACAUAUUAUUACGCCGUCAUGCUUGUAUCUCGACCAUUUCUCAUGUAUGAGCUUUGCCGACGGUUGUCUGAUACGGCGGUGUCAUCAAAUGGUCGGUCUGCCUUGACAUCUGGCAAGUCGAAACUGGCAGAUGCUUGCAUUGAUGCAGCGAGUCUCAUGGUGGAUCCGAUAUUGGACUUGAUCCAGCGAGGAAUUCUCGUUGGACAUGUACCUGUUCUAGUAUCAUGGCUGUUUGCCAGCUCACUUGUUCUCGGGAUAGGCCUUCUGGGCGGCUUUGGCCGGAUACUAGAAAAGUACACGCGCAUGUCCAUCCACGCUUUGGAUCACUGCUCAAAACAUGAUACACACGCAAGACAGUACUCCCUUAUCGCGCAGUCACUUCUCACUGCAGCCCUCGAGUACCUCGAAAAGCGAGAACUAGCAGAGCACCAACGACGAACCGAGAACUCAAGCCAACUCUUUGGACUGAUCCCAUCCGAAGCCGGGACAGAUUCCACCUCCCCGGCUGUCACCAGAGACCCGAGUCAUCCGGUGGCCAGUCCGGCAUCCAACAGCCGGCCACGGGACUCCCUGGACCGGUCAUUCCUGCAGCAUAAUGGACUACAAGGCGUCGGAUCACCGCCAUUUGGGGAUCUCGAUUCGGCUUUCCUAGGCAUAAGCGAGUCCAUGCUACAAACCCCUGAUCCGAGUUACUGGGGCGGGCCGACGGGCAUGGAAGGAGAUUCCGGUUCGGCACUGAACCUGUUUGCUUUGCUGGACGCGGGGGGUGGCAUAGAUCUGACGCAUCAUCUUUGA